AUGGCAAGUCUCUUGAUAAAUGUUGUCCUCGCAGCAUCGAUUUGCACCCGCGGGGGCAAAGCUGUCCUUUCGCGACAGUUCCGCGAGAUGCCCAGGUCGCGCAUCGAAGCGCUUCUCGCCUCCUUUCCGAAGCUCGCAGACAGUGGGACCCAGCAUACGACGGUCGAGCAAGACAACGUCCGAUUCGUCUACCAGCCCCUCGAUGAGCUCUACAUGGUCCUCAUCACCAACCGCCAGUCCAACAUCCUCCAAGACAUCGACUCCCUACAUCUCUUUGCCCAGGUCGUCACCAGCACCUGCAAGAGUCUGGAGGAGCGUGAAAUCCUGAAGAAUGCCUUCGAGCUCCUGAGCGCCUUCGAUGAGCUGGUCACCCUUGGGUACAGGGAGAACCUGACCAUCAGUCAGAUCAAGACAUUCCUGGAGAUGGAGAGUCACGAGGAGCGCAUCCAGGAGAUCAUUGCCAGAAACAAAGAGUUGGAGGCUACUGAAGAGCGCAAGAGGAAGGCCAAACAACUCGAGAUGCAGCGUAAAGAGUCGGCCAGGGGCGCCCGUGGCAUGGGCAACGUGCCCAGGACACCUGUCUAUCCCACAUACACUGCGCCCAGCCGACCUGCUGUCACCGACACAUACGAUACAUACGAAGCUGAGAAGAACAAGUCGAAAUUCACCGCACCGAAGGGCAAGGGCAUGCAGCUUGGUAAGAAGUCGAAGACCACCGAUAUGUUUGAGCGAGUACGAGGCGAAAUGGGCAACGAAGUCGACGACAGCCCGCUUGUCGCGCCAGCAGCUCCCUCUCCGAUCGCAGCCGAGCCAAGUGCGCCGCGUGCCUCGACUACCCUGGAUCGCGAUGCCAUACACGUUACCAUCAAUGAAGCAAUCAGCGCGAAGCUUUCCAAGGAAGGUGCCGUCGAGUCCAUUGGCGUCAGUGGUGAUCUGCAGCUGCGGAUAUCCGACCCAUCACUGACCAAGAUCAAACUCGACCUGAGCGCGCAGCCCACCCAUGGGGCGCAGUUCCGGACACAUCCCAAUGUUGACCGGAAUCUGUUCAACAGCUCCAGAACCAUCCAGAUGGCCAACACCGCGAAAGGCUUCCCAGUCAAUAACUCGGUCGGUGUGCUCCGGUGGCGUGCUACCCCGAAGGCAGACGACCCGAGCGCAGUGCCAAUCAGCUUCACUGUCUGGGUCAACAAGGGUUCUGAUGGCAGCUACACCAUGACUGUCGAGUACGAGCUGACCGGCGGUGAUGCACUCAAAGACGUGAGCGUCACCAUUCCGUACUCGACUGCCGAGCCCUCGGUCUCGAGUUUUGAUGCAACAUAUGACGUGUCAGGAGACAGUCUGGAGUGGUCAAUCGGAACGGUGGAUGAUGAGAACCCCAACGGAGCCUUCGAGUUCGAAGCUCAGGCGGAUGACGAGAACGAGUUCUUCCCGAUGCAGGUCCGGUUCUCCAAGACCACGCCAUUCGUGGACGUGGACGUUUCGUCGGUUGCUUUGGUGGAGAUGAACGAGGACGUGACCUUCUCAAAAGAGAUUAAAUCCAUGGCAGACUCCUAUGUCAUCGAGUAA
This is a messenger RNA of Diaporthe citri, 1566 nucleotides long. RefSeq lists its product as uncharacterized. Lineage: Eukaryota; Fungi; Ascomycota; Sordariomycetes; Diaporthales; Diaporthaceae. Gene Ontology annotation, cellular component: COPI vesicle coat; cytosol. Gene Ontology annotation, biological process: retrograde vesicle-mediated transport, Golgi to endoplasmic reticulum; Golgi localization; endoplasmic reticulum to Golgi vesicle-mediated transport. The coding region runs from base 1 to 1566 and encodes 521 amino acids. The record is from RefSeq and is a predicted model, not a curated record. The transcript is spliced from 5 exons.